AUGUGGCGCUUGGCGGUUCUCGCGGUUCUGGCUGUGGCGGCCGCGGCGGCGGAGGACGCCUUCCUGGCGCAGGAGUCGCUGCUGUACGCUCUGUCCGCCGCAGUGCCGCCCGGCGCCUCCAAUUCCUCCUGCAGCGGACAGCUCUCCCAGCUGCGGGACGCCGCCGACCGCAGACACGUCUGGGCGCUCAAGAUGCUGGACGCAAGUGGCACUCCUGGAGCGGCUUUUCUGUGGGGCAACAACUACUGGCUUGGGUCCAGAUCUCAGUGUGAAACCAUUCCACUUCGUGAACCACUGGUGCUUUCCAGAGAUCUACCGAAGCCGCCUCUUGCGUGGCCACCUUACCCAAUACACUUCUCAGUCGCCUCGUUUAGGCACAAUGCAACACUUCAAGUCCAUGUCGGUUUGCCCAAUGAGGAUUUGAUAAUAGUUGGGCUGUGCCUGCCUGCCUCAUGUCCUGCAAAAGAGGUAGCUGAACUGCUGGAUGCAGCAUUCCUUUCAAAUCCUAUAUACAUCCAGAAGAUGUACAACAUGAGCUUCAGUCGAGUCCAGGUGGAAUCACUAAAGGAAGAUGACUCAUGGGUGUCAGAACAAACAUUUGUUACUGUUGAGGCACUGUUGACAUUUGUAGCGGUAGUCGUGAUUCUGGGUACAGCAUAUGAUGUUAUUAUUUGGCAGCCUCAUCUGAGAGAAAUAACAGCACAUGGCACGUCCCAGAAAACAAAAGUCCACAGUGUUAAAGAGAACAUGGAGGUAGCCAUCACCAACCCUAAAAUACAUGAAAACAAUAAUGAUGAUAGUUACAGCAACAACUACAGUGAGAAAACUGAUUUUUACACAAGCAAAUCAACAUCUUCCACAAGAGAGAAAAUUGUGCAGGGGCUUGGACCGCUGAAUAGCAUCUUAGUAUGUUUCUCCAUAUAUUCCAAUGUACCCAUAAUACUCGACACCCAACUUGGUAGUGACUCUGUCCCAGCAAUACAUGGCCUGCGAUUCAUGGGUAUGGGUUGGAUCAUCAUGGUGCACACUGUUUUCUAUCUCAGUGAUUAUGCCGAUAAUAAACCACAAGCUUUUUACUUGUCAGAAGGUUUCAUGGUGCAGGUGGUCAGUAAUUCUACUCUUUCGGUAGACACAUUUUUCUUCCUCAGUGGGUUCCUAGUUUCAUAUCUGUAUUAUCAAGGGAAACAAGGAAAGAAACCCUCACAAGAGACAUGUGGAAGCAAAAUUGUGGAGUUUAUCACCAUGGUUCUACGAAGAAUUAUUAGGUUGACACCAGCAUAUAUGGCAGUGAUUGGAAUUGCCAUACUUAAUAUGAAAUGGCACAGCCAGAAAACUUUGUUCCAUAUGACAGAGAGAGCAGAUGUUAUUUGUCCGAAGUACUGGUGGCGGAAUUUACUUUACAUCAAUAAUCUGUUUGACAGGGAAGAAAUGUGUUUGUCCUGGAGUUGGUACUUAUCCAAUGAUAUGCAAUUUUUUAUAAUUGCAAGUUUCCUUCUCAUUCUCUCUAGCAGCUACUUCUUGCUGAGUGCUAUUAUUCUUGGAUCACUAAUUGUUGCUUCAUCAGCAGUAACUUUCUACUCAUCAUAUAUCAACAGUUAUAUUCCUGUGUUAGAUCAACAAUUUGCAAUGCUUAGUACCUUGUACGAUCCACCUUGGACACGCAUUGGACCACAUCUAGUUGGAGUAGCUACUGGCUACAUUGUUAUUUAUUUGAAAGGGAAGCUCAUACUGAAGAAGAGAACACUGCUAAUGGCAUGGCUUCUAGGAUCCACUUUCAAUGUGAUCACAUUAUUUGGUCUCUACAAUCGUAAUAUCCCGGUUAUUGCAGCAGCACUUUAUGUGGCUCUAAGUAGAACUGCAUGGGCACUGGGAAUCUCAUGGAUCAUAAUAGCAUGCUGCACAAACAAUGCUGGCAUCAUCAACUCUAUAUUAUCGUUUAGAGGAUGGAUACCACUCAGCCGUUUAACGUACUGUGUUUACCUCCUGAACCCACUGCUUAUGAAUUCCAUGUACCUAGACAGCGAAACUGCCAUGCAUGUCGAGUUUUUACCGCUGGCUGCUUACUUCUUUGGCCAUGUAGGUGUGUCUUUCUUUUGUGCAUUUGUUUUGUCCCUGACUUUUGAGACUCCAAACGUUCUGUUAAUGAGGUGGCUCUUGGGAUGCAGAAGUAAGAACCAGGAAGCAAAUGCAAGAGCUAAGGACUGUAAAGCUACCUCAGUGUAGUCUCGACUGAUUAAUGUGUAGUUACUGCUAGUCAAGUUGUGAUUUAAUUUAGUAUUGCUUAGAUAUUAAAGCUGUUUUAAAAUCACUUCCCAUUUUUUAUAACUAGUGAAAUUGUAAACCAUGUGCAUGUGGGCCCACAUUGAGUUUUUCUGAUGUAUCCAAGACAGCUGAAGAAUUUCACAAAAUUAUAACCCUCCCUUCUAAAUGACUCCUUCGUUAGAAAUUCAGUCCAUUUAUUUUUCUUCUUUGUACACUACAGAGUGAAUUACAUAUAAGAAAUUAAGUCUCUAUAAAAAACAGGUUCCAGUUAACUUUCUACUGUGAAGGAAGCAUUUAAUUUGACUUUUGAAGCAUUAUUUAAAAAUCUUCCUGCUGCCUCAUGCUAAAAAGGAGCAUAGUGUAAGUGUAUGUGCCAAUAAAAAAACAAAAAUGAUCAAUUAGUUUAUUACACAAUUUAAAAAUCACAACAUGAUUCAAAAAAUGUACAUACUCAUUAAAAAUGUCAAGGGCAGACAAAUAGGGUGCAGGCACCAUUCAGUUUCCAACAAAUUAGGUUGAAAUAAUUUAUGACCACAACCUUUACAAUAUGCAUAACAUUUAAGCCAGUCAGUAAUUUGGGUAGAUAAUUCUGUGCAUCAUCAACUGUAAAAUGUCAAAAAUGCACUGUUUUAACCUUUGUGAGCAGCUCUUUCAUACUCUUGACAAUUUUUUUGUCGUAACACUUAGCCAAUGGAUCACAAUAACUAAUGAAAACUAUUGUUUUAAGAUGUGCACACAAUCCAUGUUUAAAGAACUAAGUGAAACCAUUAAAAGUUGUCCUAAUGAAUAUUUAGGAAACUAUUUUGAGGCAAGCAGCCAUCAUGUCACUGAUUAAACAUCAAAAUUUGUGACCAAAAUUUUGCUUGACUAAUAUAACAGCUUGCAGCUUUCUUUGAACACACUGAAGCUGUGCAACACUGUCUAUAAAAAUGCUGGCUUCUAUGUUCAGUACAGCACCAUAAAAUAUCUACCAAUUGUGAAGAGGUUGUGGCCUCUAGCUUACAGUAAAUAAAACUAUACAAUGAUAGGAAAAAUUACAAAAUUUAAUACAAAUAACCAUCUCCAAUAUAAGUCUGAAGGUAACCAGAUAAAUCCUAUAGGCUCAACAAUGCUCUAAAUUUUAAUUCACUGUCAUCUUGCUUGUACUGAAGUUUCAACCAUGAGUUUUUUAAAUAUACAUUUUUGUAAACUAGAAUUUACAAAAUAAAUGUUAAGCUGUGUUUCAUUUACAGACAGCUAAGUUCAUUUGUACUCACUGGAACCUGAAUACUGGCAUCAAUGUUACAGGACAUUCCAUAUCACAAAUCUGCCAAAGUCAUGCUUUACUAUGAAAUUCCAUCACUUUUUUUGGUAAUUGUAAGAUAAAUACUGAAAUUUACAGACCAAGGGUAAGUUUUCACAUGUUUAAAGAGUUAUACGCCAAGUGCAACAACUUUGUGUUAAAACAAAGAGCCAAAUCCACUAACUUAGAGAGAACCUAACAUUUCAGUUUCUUUUAACAUGUUCAGAUACAUUGUGCCAAACUUUUGGAAACUAGGAAGCAUGCGAACCAAUGGAAUGUUUACUACAAAAUUAUGCUCCAUAAAUACUGCACUGGAUACCUGGUCACAUCACAGAAUUACAGUAACAAGAAAAAUACCUUAAAUGUAUUUUUAGGAUUAAAUUUCCAGUCAACUUCCUGGACAAACACCACAAAUACUGGAACACAGACAGUUAAACAUUCCUUAUAAAGGAUAACUCUCGCUAUAACUUCUGCACAGAAAAUAUCUGAACAUACAUUUCAACACACACACACACACACACACACACACACACACACACACACACACACACACACACACACACACACUAAUAAGUUGCAAUCAACUCUUCAAUUACAAAUCAUUCAAAUUGUUAGUAAAUUACACCAGAGGAACAACACACCCGAAAUAAUUUUUAUAACAAU
This is a messenger RNA of Schistocerca cancellata (South American locust), 4207 nucleotides long. Its product is annotated as nose resistant to fluoxetine protein 6-like. Gene Ontology annotation, molecular function: acyltransferase activity, transferring groups other than amino-acyl groups. NCBI's taxonomy places the organism in Eukaryota, Metazoa, Arthropoda, Insecta, Orthoptera, Acrididae. Bases 1 to 2223 code for a protein of 740 amino acids. The transcript has 15 exons. The record is from RefSeq and is a predicted model, not a curated record.